Messenger RNA from Archocentrus centrarchus (flier cichlid), 4521 nucleotides. RefSeq names its product mitogen-activated protein kinase 6 (gene mapk6). The transcript has 8 exons. Gene Ontology annotation, molecular function: ATP binding; MAP kinase activity. Gene Ontology annotation, biological process: protein phosphorylation. The coding region runs from base 863 to 3142 and encodes 759 amino acids. The record is from RefSeq and is a predicted model, not a curated record. NCBI's taxonomy places the organism in Eukaryota, Metazoa, Chordata, Actinopteri, Cichliformes, Cichlidae.
GUGAAGGCGGCCUUGUGACGUCGCCGCUGCCUUUCUCCGCCUAGCCUAAAUGGCGAUUGCAACAGAUCCGCAGAGCUCGGGGAGCGGAUCGCACUCAGAUAUUGUCUGAGUUUGAUUAAAACUACAGCCUGCCUAAUGCAACAAAUAAGGACCGUUAUAUCCAAGUAAAAUGGAGGAUAGUUUUGAUUGCGACUGUGGCGAGCUUGAGCCACCUGAUCACUGAGGCUGAAAAUUUACUUUAAAGACUUAAAGGCCAGACUCAUUUCAAUUUUAUAGACCAGGUGUCGUGACGGGAGAAGUAUACAGACAGAUAUAUAAAUAUAGAUAUAUAUAUAAAUACAUACAUAUAUUUAAAACGAAAUAGUGCAUUUAGGCAUAUUUCAUAUGAAGCUGCUCAGGACCAGUCAUACACUGAAUGUAUCUGCACUGUGAGGAUGCAACUACAUGCUUUUAUAGUUUAACAUCGUGCCAGUGCUCUUUAAUUGGCCUCCAAGUCCAUUCCAUGUGCAGUCUACAAACACUAGUUUACUUAGAGCUGUUCAUUUAAAGAUAUCCAUACAUUUGGGAUUGGAGGAUGGAUUCAACUUUUAAAUUUUCUCUCCUUACUCAAAAUGGAAAGAAAGUUUCCAUUUUGUGAACAAAUUCGAGCCCCGCAUCUGAGAGUGACUGCUUGACAGGGUGACUUGGUAGUCGUCUGUACAGGGGUCAGCCGAACCUUUGACGCAGAGGGGGAAUUGGCAGAACAAGUCCUCUGUUAGUGUGAAAACUGAGCUUGAAAGAGGCCGGAGAACUAACAUUAGAGAUAGCAGAAGUUUGGUGAAGGAGCACCCCCCCACCCCCACCCCCCAAAAAAACCGUCAUCAUGGCAGAGAAGUUUGAGUCACUGAUGAACAUCCAUGGCUUUGACCUGGGUUCUCGCUACAUGGACUUGAAGCCUCUGGGCUACGGAGGGAAUGGUCUCGUGUUCUCAGCGGUUGACACCGACUGCGACAAGCGUGUAGCUGUGAAGAAAAUCAUCUUGACCGACCCCCAGAGCGUCAAGCAUGCCCUCCGGGAAAUCAAGAUUAUCAGACGCCUUGACCAUGACAACAUUGUCAAGGUGUUUGAGACAUUGGGCCCCAGCGGUCGCAGGCUAACAGAGGAUGUGGUGUCUCUGACGGAGGUCAACUCUGUUUACAUUGUGCAAGAGUACAUGGAGACUGACUUGUGUCAGCUGCUGGAAAGGGGCCUUCUCUCUGAGGAUCAUGCCCGCCUCUUCAUGUACCAGCUCCUCAGGGGCCUUAAAUACAUCCACUCUGCCAAUGUGCUGCACCGUGACCUCAAGCCUGCCAACCUGUUUGUCAACACAGAGGACCUGGUACUUAAAAUCGGGGACUUUGGACUGGCGCGCAUUAUGGACCCUCACUACUCUCACAAGGGCCAUCUCUCUGAAGGUCUCGUCACAAAGUGGUACAGAUCUCCUCGCCUGCUGCUCUCUCCUAACAACUACACCAAAGCCAUCGACAUGUGGGCCGCUGGCUGCAUCUUUGCUGAGAUGCUCACAGGGAAAACCCUGUUUGCAGGAGCCCAUGAACUGGAGCAGAUGCAGCUGAUCCUGGAGUCCAUCCCUGUACUACGAGAUGAAGACCGCCAGGAGCUCCAUAGUGUAAUUCCCGUCUUCAUUCGCAAUGACAUGACCAAGCCUCACACACCAUUGGCCAAGCUGCUGCCUGAUGUCAGUCCACAGGCCCUUGAUUUCCUGGAGAAGAUCCUGACUUUUAACCCCAUGGAUCGUCUGACUGCGGAAGAGGCCCUGGCCCACCCCUAUAUGGCUGACUACUCUUUCCCCCUGGAUGAGCCUGUCUCUCUGCACCCCUUUCACAUUGAGGAUGAGGUAGAUGAUAUCCUGCUCAUGGACCAGAGCCACAGCCACACCUGGGACAGGUAUCAUGAGAGCCAGUUCUCGGAGGCUGACUGGCACUUGCACAGCACCCAUGACCCAGAUGAAGUUCAGGUCGACCCAAGAGCACUCUCCGAUGUAACAGACGAGGAGGUGGUCCAGGUGGAUCCUCGUAAAUAUGCCGACGGAGAUCGGGAGAAGUUCCUGGAUGAGCCGUCCUUUGACUACUCAUCCCUGUUCCCACCGGAGCGAUCUUGGCAGGAUGACCACCAUGAGAACAAAUACUGUGACUUGCAGUGCAGCCACACCUGUAACUACAAGGCUGUGUCGCCCUCCUACCUGGACAACCUCAUCUGGAGAGACAGUGAAGUCAACCACUACUAUGAACCCAAGCUCAUCAUCGAUCUCUCCAACUGGAAGGAGCAGCAGAGCAAGGAGAAGGCAGACCGGAAGUCCAAGAGCAAGUGUGAGAAAAAUGGGCUGGUGAAGGCUCAGAUCGCAUUGCAGGAGGCAGAGAAGAGCCCUGUAGAGAAGGACAAAGUGCAAGAGAAACACCAAACAGAAAAGCCUCAGAGUCAACAGAACCAAGGCUUUGACUUUGACUCCUUCAUUGCCAGCACCAUUAAACUGAGCCUGCAGCCAGAGCCCUGUCAGGACGUGGCACUGCUCCAUGAUGUGGGGCUCCUGAAUGAGGUGGGCCUCCUGAAUGAGCUCAACUUUUCUGUGUCCCAGCUGGAGGCUCCUCGCUCAACCUCCAUGUCCAAGUCCAUAAGUCAGGAGAAGGAGGAGAAGUGCCUGGUAAACCUCGCCCAGUUAGGUGGUGGAGGGUUGGGAGUGGUCAGCGGGGACUGCGUUUGGCCUGCUCGCCCCUGGGAGAGCUCUGGGGAGACAGUCGGGGAGAACGGCAUUUUGAUAGACGAAGCAUGCUGGGACAUUGGCAAAGAGGACCACUUCCAGAAGGGGAGCCCUUACACCAGCUACCUGGACCACCUGUUCAGCCGAAGGGAAGAGGGAGUCUCCGAGCCCGCGACCACUCCAGCGAUGGGUUCCCCAGUGGUGAGAGAGCUAGAUGAGAGCUUCCUCGACAGAAGCACGGAGAUUGUGCUCAAUAUGCAGCUGGACUCUCUGGCCCUUCCUGGCUUUGACAGCACUGAUGACUUGCCUCUAAAAUCCAUCCAGGCGUCCCUCACCCCCUGCGCAGUUAAAUGCUCCCCACAAAUUGCCCACAACACAUACAGCAGCAUCUUUAAACAUCUUAAUUAAAGAAAUGUAUAUCUUCCUCGCCGUGCAGAAUCUAGGCAGUUUUGUUUUUAUGUUUUUUUUUAAUGAUAUGGUAUACUGUACUUGAAUCAUUUCAUACUUUUUUUUGUUUUUUUUUUGUACUAUGGUUACUUUUUUUUUUUUUUUUUUUUUUUUUAAGUGUCGGAAGGGGUGAUUUAUUUAAAGAGUUUUGGUCAUCACUCUGAGCCUUGAUCACCAGGCCUUCAUGGGUUCAUGUCUACGCCCUCAUUGCUAUACUGGCAUGUCACUCGCACAUUUAAGUACUGUAGUUGAAAGGAGAGCAGAGGAGAAGUAGCUAGAAGAAAGAUGGUGAGGAAGAGAGGAUUUAAGCGAUGAAGUUUGGCCAUUUUGGCCAUAAGGUGACACAAGGAAGUAUGGUAGACGCUAACAUUGCUGUGGGCUUUUAAAGUGCUCUCAAACAGCCUUUCCUGGGAUGUCUUCUUUUUCUUUAUAUAUAUAUAUAUAUAUAUAUAUCUAUUUUUUUGUUUGUGUGAUUGUUUGUUUUUGUUUUUUUUUAUACAUAUUUUCAAAAUUUUUUUUAACCUUAUGACAUUUUUCCCCAAAGAAAGCUUCCUUGAAAACCCUUUCAUACUGUAAAUCUGACACAUGAUGCCAGCAGCAACCAUUAUCGUAGGCGUUAAUGUAAAUGUGUUAUCUACCUCAAGGUAACAGCCGCGAGAGACACUCGAAGCCGCACUAGUGCUUUACACACAUGACCAUCCUCAUACCAUGAAAUGAAGUGGUCGCGUAGGUGAAAUCUGUCUCACUUUAGCAUUUAACAUAGUAAGGUGUUUCAGUAAUCAUUUAUUUAUUUCUAGCAAAUGUGCGCUAUUUAUUUUAUCAAAAUGUGUUAUUUCAAUGUGAUUAUUGAAGAUUGAGGAGUUGGACAGACUUCCAUUUUCAUUUUGGCACUAUAUGGGCGUGAAGGUGUUCUUUUGUUUUAAGGUAGGAUGCAUAUUCAUGUGUUCUGUUGAAGUUGAGGCUUUCCAUUUUCCAUCAAUAUUGUUCUAAAGGAUAUCAUUCUUAUUUUUUAUUUUUUUAAAUGGGUGUGUUCUGUCUUUAGUGGAAAACAAAAUCUUUUUAUGGUUUAAAGAAGCACCCAAGAGUCUUAAUUUUUUUUUAUCCAAAUGUAAAAAAUUGCAUGGAGGCAAGAGAAAGGUACAUUAAAAGUACAGUUAAUGGUGAGUAUAAUAUAUGUCAGUUUUAAUUGUACUUUUUUUUGUUUGUUUGUUACAUUUCUAUGUACUUUUUCCAGGCAAGCAUGAUGAAAUUAGGUUAAGGUGUAGCAUGUAGAACACUUAUGGACUUUUUUUGUAAUCAUUGGUUCCCCUGUUCUACAAAAUAUCUCAAUAAAAUUUACU